AGUUCCCUCGGCUGAGCUACACAGCGAGCAGCCAGUGCACUUGUGCAAUCAUCACCAACAUCAUCGCUCCGUUUGAUUCAGAGACUUUAAAACAAAACAAAAAAAUAAUUAAAACAACAACAACUACUAACCAACAAAGCAAUGCGUAGAAAUUAAGAGACGAAACAAAACAAGGAGAAGAAACAAGAAGAAGAGGGUUGAGUCGAGACGUCUUGUCUUCAUUCCGACCGGGAACUUGGAUACAAUCAGACUUUUAAAGGGAUUGUUCUGGACUUUAGAUACAAGACAGACUGGAGACCGCCGGCGUGUUAAAGCCCGCGCGCUGUCGCACACACGUCCGACUUGAUUUCUCUUGCUAUGACAGGUAAAUUAGCAGAGAAGCUCCCUCUUACCAUGAGCAGUCUAAUCAACGCCAUACCUGACAGCCUUUACCCUGAAGAGGACAUCCCCACUUCAUCCAUGAACAUCUUCACCAGCACGGACUCCGUCUCGCAUUACUCACAGAUGAACACAGAUAAUAUAAUGGACUUGGGCAUGGGAGGUGACAAGAACAGCAGUGAGCUCCCAUAUGCUUCCAGUAGUUUUCAAUCCAGUCGAAGCGGCCAAACAGUUACUUACUUGGGAAAGUUUGCCUUCGACACCCCACCGUCAGGCAGCAUCGGCAGCUCGGGCUGGUGCCCGGAUAACAACAUCAUCAGCUUGGUGAGUGCGGGCAUCCUCGGCGUUUCCCCAUCGCCGGGUACCAUCACCACUCAGACGUCCUCAUCAGGUGGCAUGAGUGUCCAAUCGUCGGACAUUGAUCAAGUGUAUGCUCCGCCCCUUCCCGCCUAUUCCGCCUGCGGUGACAUGUACCAGGAGCAGGUGGCAUUCCACCACAGCCCUGCAGCAUCGUCAUCGCUGUCCUAUGCACCCUCUGAGUACCACAGUAACACCAAAGCUGUGGAUGCCAGCCUCUUUUCCAUGAUCCCCGACUACAAUCUGUUCCAGCACCAAGGUGGCGCGGGUGAAGCGGGCGCCAUGGAACACAAACCUUUUCAAACCGUCGAGCCCCUUCGUGUAAAUCCACCACCUAUCACACCGCUCGAGACCAUCCGGGCAUUUAAGGACAAACAGCAGUUGCAGCCUGGUUUCCUGGGCUCGCAGCAGCACCAUGUUUCCCAGCACCAUCACCACCACCAACCCCAGGCUCUCGCCCUUAAACCCGUCCGCCCACGAAAGUACCCGAACCGGCCAAGCAAGACGCCGGUGCACGAACGUCCCCACGCGUGCCCGGCCGAGCACUGCGACCGACGCUUCUCACGGUCUGAUGAGCUUACGCGCCACCUGCGCAUCCACACAGGCCACAAGCCUUUCCAGUGCCGCAUCUGCAUGCGCUCCUUCAGCCGCAGCGACCACCUGACCACACACAUCCGCACACACACUGGCGAGAAGCCUUUCUCCUGCGACUUCUGUGGACGCAAGUUUGCUCGCAGCGACGAGCGUAAGCGCCACGCCAAGGUGCACCUCAAGCACAAAGACAAGAAGCCUGCAGAAAAGGCAGGCAGCUCGAGUGCCACAGUGACAACAGCUGCUCGCUCAUCGCCACCUCGUUCCUGUGGGAGCAGCGGAGCCAGCGGGGCCAACGUUCUUACUGUUACCACAUGCGCAUAGGACUGAGAGCGCCACUAGUGUUUGAUAAGAACGAGGGAGGAAGAAAUCUGAGCUCUUUCCUUUCUUCUGAAAGGCCUAGCCAUUGACUCUUAAAAACUCUCCCUCUCUUCAUGCAUUAGUUCUUUGAUAUAUUGUUUUUAUAAGGUGGUAUAGUCACAUUCACGUUGACCCUUACUGGGGGGUUGAGGGAACACACUAGUGUUUAAUGGCAGGGAGAAUAGCAAAGUCGGGUAGCAGCCAGUGGACAGUCAGGUCAUCCCAGGGAAAAAUAACAGGGCACUUUUUUGGGGGGAAAAGCAUUACAGGCUCAGGGAGUCCUAAUUUCCGGCUCCGUGGACCUACAUUCUCCAUCUGGCUCAGAUUAGUACAUUUAAAAAAAAAAACAACAACAACUAUAGAAUACAACCUAACCUACACUUGCAGUCAAUUAUUUUUUUACACCAGAUUUCCAGCGGCUCAUCCAGUACGAAAAAAGUGCAAUUUAAUUUCCUUAACAUUGUUAAUACCUUGUUUCUGCUGCACUUUGGUUCCUGUUGUUUGUUGUUCUUGUAUUUUUUUUUUUUUAAUACUGCUUGUUAAUUAUUUAAUUGAUACUAUUUUUUAAAAAGAAUGUGCCAAAUAUGUUUUUAAUACAGCCAACUUUUUUUUUUUUGUGUCGUCACUCUCGUGAGCGUAGCAGGGAUUAUUAUAGUGAAGCUACUUGACGAUGGAGUUUAAGGGAAAGCCUUGAAUAUUACAGCGGCACUGAAAGGCUCAGAGUUUGAGUAGUAUUCAAGUGGGUGUUUCUUGUGUAAUUUGACUGCAUUAUCUUAAUAUCUCAAAAUCCCAGCAGUACAAUUAAAGGGAUCUGGAUGGCUUUUUGGUAAACAGUAACAGAUUGCUUGUACAAUACCACAAAAAAAAAGAGUGUGUAUCUUGGCAUCCGAGCUCACUAAAUGCAGUUUACUUAUUAGCAUGAAAUUAAGAUCAGAUCUGUGGCGUUUACGCCAGGUACAUAAUCUGGUAAAGCCAAAAAGCUACACGUGCUCUGUUUAAUGCUGAGAUUUGUAAUCGUCCUCCCAUUUCAUUUUUAUUUAGUUUUUUUUUAUUUCUCUAAAAGUGAUUAAUACGAUUCCCCCCCCCCCCCCCACCCCCAGUCUGUAUGCCUGCAUGCGUCACAUGUUGCUAGCGUGUCUGGAUUAGCACUGAGACAAAAGGACAUUUCCGGGAGCAAUACGCAUGCAGCUCGACCCCCAAGUCGCAGGGGGAGCAAGAUACGAUGUGAAACUUUUCUUUCAUGUUUGUGUCAUUAUGAUAUUUAUGUUUGUGUCAUUGUCAUUGCUGAUGAGUUCCUACUGGUUUAACCUGCUACGUUCCAUCCGUCCCGCACGUCCGAGCAAACACGCAAACACACUCAGCCAAAAUGAUGGGAAUAACAACCUUAAAGCAUUAACGUACGGAUAAUCCGAGACGCCGGCUUUCUGACUGAACUCGGUCGUGUUCAUGCUGUUAGAUUUUUGAUGAAAACAGUUCGGACAUUUAUGUUCUGUUUUUUUUUUUUUCUUUGCUUGUUUUUCCCCUUACAGCUCAUCAGCAGUAAUGUGCUCUCUCCACAUGUUUUUUUUUAUUUUUUUUUUUUUUUAUCUCCUCCUCCUACAUGGAACACGCUGAUAGAUUCUGACUAUCCGAGAAGGAUCGUCUUUUUUGUACAGCCGCCUAUAAAAACACACGACUCGUGUUUUCUACUAAGAAUGUACAGUUUAAAGGAAAGCAAUGUGUUUCAGUAUUACUUUGUGUGUCUGUGUCCGUGCGAACACACACGCCAACAACACCCACCCCCCCACCCCACCCGCCCCUUCGAUACCCGUACUCCGAGAUCCGAGACCGGAUGCAAAGGGUGUGUUAACGUACAUUUCUGAAGACUGUGUACAUAAUGUAGAAUGUGUUGUUUCUUUUUGUUGUUGUUGUUUUUUUUGUUUUUGUUUUUUUUAACUGUGAGUGCGUUAAAAAAAAAAAAAAAGGAGAAGCAUUGUUCAACAGUGUCAAACCUGAUGCAUAAUACGUCCAUGAAAUAUUGUUUUUGUGCAUAAUAUACAAAGAUGGAGACACACUGAAUGAUGUGUUUAUUAAAGAAAUAAACCAUACGGUUAUUUGGAA
Messenger RNA from Tachysurus vachellii, 3786 nucleotides. It is a transcript of the gene egr3, whose product is annotated as early growth response 3. Gene Ontology annotation, biological process: regulation of transcription by RNA polymerase II. Bases 358 to 1650 code for a protein of 430 amino acids. The transcript is spliced from 2 exons. Lineage: Eukaryota; Metazoa; Chordata; Actinopteri; Siluriformes; Bagridae. The record is from RefSeq and is a predicted model, not a curated record. Gene Ontology annotation, molecular function: DNA-binding transcription factor activity, RNA polymerase II-specific; RNA polymerase II cis-regulatory region sequence-specific DNA binding.